AUGUCCCGGUGUGUACCGCUGGGGCAGUCGCGCCUGCAGGAAGGCCGGGCAGCGGGCAGCGAGCGGCAGCGGGCAGCACUCACACGGCCCCACUGCUCUGCCUGGCAGCUGAUGGCCGAGGACGCCGACAGUCCGCCCAACGCGCAGAUCCGCUUCUCCAUCGCCAGUGGCGACCGGGACGACGAGUUUGCCGUGGACCCUGUCCUGGGGCUUGUGAAGGUCAAGAAGAAACUGGACCGGGAGCGGGUGUCGGGAUACUCGCUGCUGGUCCAGGCCGUGGACAGCGGCCUCCCCACCAUGUCGGCCACCACCACGGUCAACAUCGACAUCUCCGACGUGAACGACAACGGCCCAGAGUUCACCCCCGCGAACUACACGGCUGUGAUCCAGAGGCGCCCUCGUCGGGGGCUGGCCCAAAGCUGUGCCCACACCCUGUCCCAGAUCCUGCCAUGUGGGGGGCAGCUGCCCCCAGCAUAG
Molecule: messenger RNA, 477 nt
Organism: Condylura cristata (star-nosed mole)
Lineage: Eukaryota; Metazoa; Chordata; Mammalia; Eulipotyphla; Talpidae
Product: fat-like cadherin-related tumor suppressor homolog
Exons: 3
Coding region: 1-477 (158 amino acids)
Biological process (GO): homophilic cell-cell adhesion
Cellular component (GO): plasma membrane; catenin complex
Molecular function (GO): cadherin binding; calcium ion binding
Source: RefSeq, a predicted model, not a curated record